AUGGUGGACAACGUUUUGCCACCAGGAGCAUCUCAAACUCCUUCGCCUAAACCUGAAGAAACAAUGGCACCGCCUAACUCCAUUGCCGUAGUAUAUGCCAGACUUCCAAUACCACCGAUGGCAAGCACCAACAUAGAGGCCUGGUUUACCUCUAUGGAAUUUUGGUUCACCGCUUCGGGCAUUACGGCUGAUAAGCAGAAAACGGCAACUGUGUUAGCAGCUCUCGACCCAAACGUCCUAAGUCAACUGGGCGACGUCAUUGCAGCGCUGCCACAAAACGACAGUUUCGACUACGUUAAGCAAAAAAUAAUCGAGCAUUUUGCCGAUAGCGAACAGCGGCGACUCAACCGGGUACUCUCGGAGCUACCUCUUGGCGACAAGAAGCCGUCCGAGCUUUUCUUCGAGAUGAGGCGCGUCGCAGGCAAUACUCUUGGUGAUGCUGCUCUCAAAAGCCUCUGGAUUAAGCGUUUACCAGAGUUCGCGCAGCCAGUAGUAGCAGCUUCGUCUGGCUCAGCCGCGGAGUACACGAAGAUAGCCUACACCAUAAUAGACGCCAUCGCACCUCAGCAGCUCAAUCGCGUUAAGUCAACACCCUCCAGCGAGAUUCAUGAAUUACGCGCUGUUGUUAUGGAACUUGGCAAAAAAUUCGACAAGCUCACAACUCGCUCACGCUCCCAAAGUCGUAGGCGAACAAACAUACGACAGAAUUCAAACGCUCGCGACAGCUCUAAAGGGGUUACAUCAUCGCGAGAAUCAUCUUCAGUCCGGGACUGUUGGUAUCAUCUAAAAUACGGCCGAGAUGCUAAGAAAUGCCGCAGUCCUUGCCGCCAGAGCAAACGUGCUCUUCGAGCGGUAUCGUCCGAACCAUCAUGA
This is a messenger RNA of Rhagoletis pomonella (apple maggot), 873 nucleotides long. RefSeq lists its product as uncharacterized. The coding region runs from base 1 to 873 and encodes 290 amino acids. Lineage: Eukaryota; Metazoa; Arthropoda; Insecta; Diptera; Tephritidae. The transcript has a single exon. The record is from RefSeq and is a predicted model, not a curated record.